AUGGCGAGCAGACCACCCAUCAUGCCGCCUCAUAAUGAGACUGAGCACUCGGUUAGCCGGAUUACUCGUGAGGGCAAACAACUCACAUACAAAUUGAGCGUGAUGCAACAACCAGAGCGAGCAAGAGCUUGUGGUGCAGGAGCAAAGUCAUCUGCCGACCGUCGCCCUGUUGACCCACCGCCUGUGGUCGAGCUGCGCAUUUUCGAGUCUGACCCGGGUAACGAUGCGCAGAAGACCGAUAUCACCUUCGCCUACAACGCCAAUUUCUUCCUCUAUGCAACCCUUGAUACUGCACGCCCUAUCGCCCACGGGCGCGUGGGUGGAGCGCAAUCAUGCCCUGUAUUAACUGGUGUACCUGUUGCUGGUAUCGCAUAUCUCGAUCGUCCUUCACAAGCAGGCUAUUUCAUCUUCCCAGAUCUGUCAGUGCGUCAUGAGGGCCGGUACCGGUUGAACUUCCACCUGUAUGAAGAAAUCAAGGAUGCCAAGGAUGCCGACAAGGAUUCCACUUUACCUCCUCCUAACCAAAUAGCUCAUUCCGCUGCAGCAAAGCCCGGCACCCCGCAAGCAUUUCUCCAUUUCCGUCUCGAGGUCAAGUCGGUACCGUUUACCGUCUAUAGUGCCAAGAAGUUCCCUGGUCUAGCGACCAGCACUUCUCUGAGCCGUAUCAUUGCUGAGCAGGGUUGCCGUGUUCGCAUUCGUCGUGAUGUUCGCAUGAGACGUCGGGGCGACAAGCGAGACGAGGACUACGACGAGGAACGCGCAGCUGCGUAUGCAAGAUCGUCGGAUCGUUUCACGACACCCGACAGAUACGCAGCCUCGAUGGAACGUCCUAGAUCAAACAGCAAUGGCAGCAAUAUGGAAUCGCCAUACGGCUUUGUUCCCCCGGAUCGGCGACCAUCUGCGCCCGACUAUGGCUUCCAAUGUCCGCAACCAUACCAAAGACCCAUGCCACCUGGACCCAUGCCACCUGCGCCCAUGGCACACUCCCAAACACCUUCAUACCAAUCGCACCUUUCAUUUGGUUCCACACCUUCACAUUAUCCAGCACCUCACAUGCCUGCUACACCUCCACCGGUCGCACCGCAAGGUAUGUACUCGCCACAACACGCAUACACCCAGAUACGACACCCAUCCAACGCCUCCGAAUACGAGGGAACGCCAAUUGCGUACCCCAUCCCGCCCCAAGUACCUGCGGAACGGGGUGGUUAUCCCAAGCCUUCAAUGAAUUCCUAUCGCAUGGAGGCACCAAAAACAAACUCAUAUAUGGAUUCCCGCGUUGCUGAACCAAGUGUAUACCCAUCCACGCCUAAUAUACCGGCACCACGUUCUCAAACGCCGAACACGGUCCAGGCCAUCCCGCCCCUCAAGCCCUUGUCAAAUGAAUAUGGCAACCAGAUUGUUCCUUCUGUGGAAACCACAUCACCCGGUGGUAGCAGCGGCGGAUAUGAUAAUGUCAGAGGAAAGCGUAUGGUAUAUCAAACUGGGCCAGCGUACGGCAAAAGAAGUCAUGAAGAUACUUUCGGCAUUGAUGACCGGUCAAUGCAGAACGGCAUGCGGCCUGAUACCGAGCCUUAUCCGAGCGCUUACCGCGAUUACGCAGGAGGAGAAAGUCGCUCUUCACUGAUGGCUGAAAUGGGCAUUCAGUUGGCCUACAAACGUGCGAACGGCAAAAUGGUCAUGAAAGCUCCUCCGACCUAA
This is a messenger RNA of Penicillium griseofulvum, 1698 nucleotides long. It is a transcript of the gene veA, whose product is annotated as sexual development activator VeA. The transcript is spliced from 2 exons. NCBI's taxonomy places the organism in Eukaryota, Fungi, Ascomycota, Eurotiomycetes, Eurotiales, Aspergillaceae. Bases 1 to 1698 code for a protein of 565 amino acids. The record is from RefSeq and is a predicted model, not a curated record.